Messenger RNA from Colletotrichum paranaense, 345 nucleotides. RefSeq lists its product as uncharacterized. The transcript has a single exon. The record is from RefSeq and is a predicted model, not a curated record. Bases 1 to 345 code for a protein of 114 amino acids. NCBI's taxonomy places the organism in Eukaryota, Fungi, Ascomycota, Sordariomycetes, Glomerellales, Glomerellaceae.
AUGGUGUACAAUGAGUAUGUGAUGAUUAUGAGUAUCGCGUCAAGACAAACGCCGCAGUCUCGGGCAACGCUUCAAGAGUCCUUCUCGAUGGGUCGGACCGGGGCCGGCGAGGAAAAGGCUCGGGGGCUCGAGUGCGUAUGUGUGUGCGUAUCGGAUACGGGAGUACGGGGGAUGGACGUUGCAACGAUGGACGGGGGCACAUGUUGGAUGAAUCAUAGAUGGCACAGGGCACAGGGUUUCAGACUCUUUUACUGCUUUGAUUGUUCGCGUAGAGCCUUGCUGUUGCAAGGAUUUUGUUUGUGCGUUGUGAGGAACCCUGAAAACUUGGAGUUGUGUACUUCGUAG